CCCGGAGGCCAGCCAGUCGGCGCGCAGAUACCACGCCAGUUGCGGUCUCCCUGCGGCGCUCUGAGGCAUCCUUGCUACUGUCCCGUGCUCGUAGGAUCUCUUGGCGUGAAUUCCUUCAGGAUCUUGAGUUAUUUUAAAGGAGCGAGAAGGAGGUACGCGUAGGAUAUCGGCGGCUGGAGGAUCGGGAGCGCGGGAGUCGGGCGUGAAUAGGUCGCUGCGUCGGAGAAGAAGAGGGAGGACUUAGCGUUCCAAAAUGGCGCUGGGGAAGGGCAAGGGGAAGAUGGAGGAGCACCUCGAGCUGCUCCAGUACCUCAUCUACAUCUUCAACACCGUCUUCUUCUGCGCCGGUGCGGCCAUAUUUGCUUUGGGUUUGUGGAUCAGGUUUGACGAGUACAUGAUGGACUACGUGAACGGCCUGGGCAUGUACCACUACUGGGUGGGCACGUCGACCGUCAUGGCUGGAUCCGCCCUCGUCAUGAUCACCGCUUUCCUGGGUUGCUGCGGCGCCUUCUUCAGGAGCAAAUUUCUGAUGCUCGUCUACAAGAUCAUGACGGUGGUGACUUUCGGCCUCCUGCUGGGGGGAUCCGCCUACGUGCUGGACAACGGCCUGGAGGACUCGCGCAUCUACCCGUGGCUGCAGGAGGCCAUCAGGAACAAGAUCUACCAGUACCAGUGGGAUGUCUCGGCGAGGAGGACCGUCGACAUCCUGCAGGAAUAUGUGAGUCGCUGGAGAUUUUGCUCUUCGGGUCAGCGCGGCGGGAGGCGCGGCCGGAGGGGGCCUUGUAUUGGCACGUGGCGGACAGGAUUAUCUCUUCAUUCGCUUUGUUUACUAAAAAAUCUGACCCGUGAUCUUGCUCUUAAUAUAACUGUAUCACCCUUUCAGUGCUUCGCCAUGAUGUUCGCCUUCUGCAUGUGGCAGGCGCUCAAGGAGAUCCAGAAAGGAAACUAAUCACAGAAAUCGUCCGGUCAAAUGAUCGCAGAAGAAAAUGCACGUUAUAUGUCCUUGUGUCCUUCGUCAGCGCCUAACAAGUUUUAUACCUCACUGUUUUAUAAAUCCUGAAAAAAAUGAAUGCUUGUAUUGUCACUGUGUAGCUCCAUUGUGGUGUGAAUGUGUCAAUUUGUAUACGGUGCAAAGUGACACCGUUUUACGAUUAGUUUUAUUUUGGUUGCUCAAGUACUUUCCUCGUUUUUUAUGAUUUGUACUGUAAGAAUGAUGACACUAAUUUACUCUGUGAGUAGAAAACUGUCCAACUAAUAUUUGGAAAAAGAAAGUUAACUGGAUGCUGACAAUAAACUGGUCAUUCAAGAACCUAGGUUCAUCGGUGACUUCUAAAAUUAACAGUGUGUUUAGAUUAUCUUCGUUUCUGAAAUGACGUAUGGAAUAAGACUUAGUUUCUAAAGCCCGAGCCCCACCAGGCAGACUCGGUCCUGAGCCCUGAGCCAUCUCAGGACCUUACCCCGGACGCCCUAUGUUCCCCGCAUAUAUUGGUUACAUUGCAGAAACACUCUGCAAGGCUUGCAGUAUCUAUGCUAACUACGAAUGCCUUGGUGUUAUAGCUGGCUAAUAGUAUUAAUAAACUUCUGAGGCAGUCAUGGACUAUAUACCAAUAUUCCCCGCGAGAAAAUUGUAGGAUUUUGACAAAGAACGCUUCCCGACUUGUAGGUUUCGGGCUGACAAGGCGAAGGCGACCUCGGCUUAACAAAGGAACACCCCGGAAAGGUGGCAAAAAGGCUUGCUCUUUUCUGGCAGAUUAACCUCCAUUCGCCAGUGUAUAUCUGUUUCGUGUAUUUUCCAUUCAUUGCUAGAUACAGUAGGUAAUUCAUUUACACUAUUCAUCAGCUCUGAACUGAUUCUAUAGGGAAUAUAGCGGGGAGGUCGAUUGGCAUUGCAGUCUGACCAAACCAAUUAAGUCAGCUUCCUUAUAAUGUAUUUUUGCCCUGUAAUCUACACUGUAUUAGGUAAGAUAUGUUUACUAAUAUUCUUUUUGAAUUUUUGGAAUAAAAUUGAUUUAUCAUAUAAA
Messenger RNA from Penaeus indicus, 2021 nucleotides. Its product is annotated as CD151 antigen-like. The record is from RefSeq and is a predicted model, not a curated record. The coding region runs from base 254 to 949 and encodes 231 amino acids. The transcript is spliced from 4 exons. NCBI's taxonomy places the organism in Eukaryota, Metazoa, Arthropoda, Malacostraca, Decapoda, Penaeidae. Gene Ontology annotation, cellular component: membrane.